Messenger RNA from Trichoderma asperellum CBS 433.97, 551 nucleotides. RefSeq names its product iso-1-cytochrome c (gene CYC1). Lineage: Eukaryota; Fungi; Ascomycota; Sordariomycetes; Hypocreales; Hypocreaceae. Gene Ontology annotation, molecular function: electron transfer activity; heme binding. The record is from RefSeq and is a predicted model, not a curated record. Gene Ontology annotation, biological process: mitochondrial electron transport, ubiquinol to cytochrome c; mitochondrial electron transport, cytochrome c to oxygen. Gene Ontology annotation, cellular component: mitochondrial intermembrane space.
AGGUUCUUCUUUGGAUUAAACUCUUUACUCUUCUUUAUUUCCUAACGACUCCUUUGUCUUUUCACAUACCCAUACUUCAAAAUGGCUGGUGGUGACGCUAAGAAGGGUGCCAACCUCUUCAAGACCCGUUGUGCUCAGUGCCACACCGUCGAGAAGGACGGUGGCCACAAGAUCGGCCCCAACCUGCACGGCCUCUUCGGUCGCAAGUCCGGUACCACCCCUGGCUACAGCUUCACCGACGCCAACAAGAACAAGGGCGUCACCUGGGAUGACAAGACCCUGUUCGACUACAUUGAGAACCCCAAGAAGUACAUCCCCGGCACCAAGAUGGCCUUUGGUGGCCUGAAGAAGGAGAAGGAUCGUAAUGACCUCAACGCCUACCUCAAGGAGGCUACCGCUUAAGCGAUGUAUGAACCCAAAAAAGAAAGUAUUGUAAUGACAGAGAUAUCAAUAGACGGGGUGCGGCGAUUGUACUAUAGACAAAUUAGAAUAGUCGAAGCAUCAUCACUGUGCUUGUACCAAUAAUAUCCAACUCCGCUUUAAAGGCGAAC